This is a messenger RNA of Neurospora tetraspora, 1111 nucleotides long. RefSeq lists its product as uncharacterized. Lineage: Eukaryota; Fungi; Ascomycota; Sordariomycetes; Sordariales; Sordariaceae. The coding region runs from base 254 to 1111 and encodes 285 amino acids. The transcript has 5 exons. The record is from RefSeq and is a predicted model, not a curated record.
ACUGUUUCCCGUCCUCUUAACCUUUUCACUUCUUCGUACUUGGUUCUCGAUCUUGAAAUCAGUUCCUUCUUCUAUUAUUACUUCUUGAUUUUUUGCGCAUCAUUGAUCAGACGCAGUCCACUAUCUUUCUUGGCUACCAAAAACCAAUUGUUUCGUUGGCCUUUAGUAUAGGAACUAAUCUACUCUACCAAGCGGUGUGAGGGAUAGUGCGGAUUUCUUGUGGUGGAAAGACAUCUAGUUCGAUUUUUCCCACAUGACUGAAGUCCCAAGCCAAAGCAGCUUCUCGAUUCUUCAGGAUGUGGGUGAAAAGGUCCCGUUCUUCGGGGCUGAGAGUGCUUUGAACGCCUUCCAGCAUAGCUUGAAGACGUUCUGGGCAAGACGCUUGAUCUUCCAUUUGGGAUUUCCCUCCGGUUUUGACCCAUCAGAAGGUACAUCAUCACUGCUGUACGACAAGGCAGGAUUGAUCGAAGAAAGAAAACACACCCUUCCCCCUGGAAUGGUACUCACUUUCCCGCAUAACUCAAGCCCCCGCGACUCCUCAGUUUCCCACGUGUCCCCCGAAAAUGAGAGAUCCUCUCGCACCCAUCACCAUGCCAAGAACAUCAACAGCGUCAUCCGGCAAAAUGCCGCUGAAGUUGCAUCGCGUGCUGACACAAGAGGAAGGCUAGGUAGAACAUCCUCACCCCGCAUCUCCGAGGUCCGUGCCUCCAAGUACAACCAAACUCAAGACGUACCAUACCACAAAAACUGUUACUUUGAUCCCACUCUGUUGAGAGGUAUCAAGCCAUGCCAUAGCCUGGUUCUCGCUUCUCGCUUGCGCAACUGGGACUUUGGCAGUUUACCAUCAAUGCGACGAAAGUUACGCGGAUCCGACGAAACAAGUGGAAAAGCAAUAAAAAUACACCCUGACAUGCUGCCGUCUGCCCUGUGCACUGUCUGUCCCCCUCCCCUGCGGCGCUCGGCUUUGGAGGUCCUUCGCGCUUAUUUCUGGCCUGACCUAGCUUUCGUACGACUCGGUAGCCUCGCACGUUUCGCUCGCUGGCUCGCUACCAGUUACGACGGCUCGGAAGAACGGAAGCCGGCUGAGGUUUCAACUGAUGAAGCUGAGUGA